AUGAACUCGAUCUUGAACGAAUUUAAGAGCACUUCCGCGUUAUGUGAAGAAGAACUUCACGACAGUUUGUAUGACUGGGACACAGCUAAUGGAUUCGCGUUGCCUACGUUCGAGUUUCCCGCCGUUCAUAACCUAAAUAGAUUUAUGAAAGAUAUAACGUCCGCGUCUGCACCCUGUCAGAUAGAAAUACAGCACGGAACUACCACGUUGGCCUUCAAAUUUAAAAGUGGCGUGAUUGUGGCUGCUGAUUCUAGAGCAUCGCAGGGAAACUAUGUUUCCACUUCGUCUGUGAAAAAAAUCAUAGAAAUUAAUCCCUUUCUUCUGGGAACAAUGGCUGGCGGUGCCGCCGAUUGUACUUUUUGGCAAAGAGAACUUGGGCGACAGUGUCGACUAUACGAGUUGAGAAACAAAGAGCGCAUCUCGGUAGCAGCAGCGUCCAAAUUGCUCGCUAAUAUGAUCUACAGAUACAAAGGAAUGGGUUUGUCAAUGGGUACGAUGGUAACAGGCUGGGAUAAGACGGGUCCCAAAAUUUUCUAUGUUGAUUCUGACGGCACUCGGGUGGAUGGCGAGCUAUUCUCUGUUGGGUCCGGAUCGCCAUUUGCAUAUGGUAUUAUUGAUAACGGAUUUGACUUUGAUCUUGAUGUACCGAGUGCGAUUGAUUUAGGAAAACGAGCUAUUUAUCAUGCCACCCACCGAGAUGGUGCUUCCGGAGGAACCGUUAAUUUAUAUCAUGUGAAACCAGAUGGAUGGGCUCGCAUCGGCCGAUGGGAUGUAGAAGACUUACACUGGGAAUUCCAGGAUCAACCAAAACCAUCACCCAUCAAUUCUUCAGUAAUCGGAUGA
Paraglomus brasilianum is the source of this 843-nucleotide messenger RNA. The record is from the annotation of a GenBank genome assembly. Lineage: Eukaryota; Fungi; Glomeromycota; Glomeromycetes; Paraglomerales; Paraglomeraceae.